AUGGGUACCAUCAACAUCCAAACGGCUGGGUGGGGCUUCCGUGGGGAUAGCAUUAAAAGAGGCGCCAUAGAUGGGAAGCAAGGCUACCGAUUCACUGAGGCUGUAAUCGACACAGAUGAUCACAUCCCGGAUGCUGCAGUUAACCUCCCCGGGUUUUCGUGCUUCAGGCGCGAUAGAACACACACGUCUGGUGGUGGUGUAUGCGUUUACGUCGACUCUAACAUCUCGUGCACAAGACUGUCUGACUACGAAUCACAGGACAUCGAAUCGAUAUGGAUUGAUGCUAGACCACGCAGGCUCCCUCGCAAAAUCUCCAGGAUAUUACUUGGAUCUGUAUACCACUCCACUAGUUGUGGCGAGGUUGAGAACUGUAGGCUCCUAGAACAUCUGCAGUCUAAUACUGAGAGCUUCCUACGUAAUCAUCCAGAGGGACUUGUUCUUAUCUGCGGUGAUUUCAAUCCCACAAGUACUCGGUUCAGUGUAGUCGCUACAAAGCGUGCUACGGGUCUCUCUCAGAUCGUCAAAGUACUGACCCGUGAUACCGGCAUCCUCGACUGGUGCCUUACCAACAUGCCCAACUCCUUCGCUCCUGUGUGCCAGCUGCCAAAGAUUGGAAGAUCCGACCACUACACGUUGCUUAUAGCGCCUAUUCUGAGGUCUCUCAAACCUAGGGCUAAGACAACUAUUUGGAAACGUGACCUCCGGCCCAGUAAGAUCCGGGACUUUGGCUGUUGGAUAACGCAGCAGCGCUGGACCGAAGUAUUUGACAAACAGCUGGUCUCUGAAAAAUUCCAAGCAUUUUCGGAUGUUUUGUAUAUGGCUGUCGAUAAGUAUCUCCCUCUCAGGAAGAUAUCGAUUUGCAGUAGUGAUAAACCGUGGGUAUCCAAUAAGCUCAAGUACCUUGUUUCCAAACGCCAAAAGGCAUUACAUCAAUUUGGAAAUGACUCACCGCAAUUCAAAAUGUACAGAAACUCUGUUCAGGAAGAGUGCAAAAAAAGCAAAGCCUCUUACUAUAAGACCAAAGUCGCCAAACUCAAGAAUACCAAUGUGAAAAGGUGGUGGAAAGAAGUCAAGGGUCUAUCUGGGGACAGCGGGUCUUCACGUGACUGGUCUCAACAGAUGUUGUGUGACGACAUUCCAACAACCUCUGACCUAGCUACUAGAUUUAACAAUUUUCUCGGUAGUUUAACUGCGCACUUUGAACCACUCCCGCCUCAAGCACCUGGGUCAUUCUACCAGGUCCCUGAUGAUCUGUUGAUCGAUAAUAGGCGUGCGUACCAGGCCCUCCGCCAGGUGAAAACCAACAAGUCAUCUGGUCCUGAUCCAAUUCCAGCUAGGAUCUGGAACACCUUUGCAAUCGAACUCGCUCCUGUGGUUUGCGAUCUAUACAAUGCGUCGCUCAUUCAAGGAUACGUCCCUGCUCCACUAAAGCAGUCUGAGAUCUCGCCCAUCCCCAAGUGCCCCCGCCCUAAAGUAGUCGAAGAUGACCUACGGCCGAUCGCCUUGACAUCACAACUCGCCAAAGUACUGGAAGGGUUUACGCUUCAGCCACUAUUCCAUCAAGUGCUACAUCAACUGGACUGGUUACAGUUUGCAGUUGCUGGGAAGUCUACUACUGAAGCGCUGGUCUAUGUGAUGCACAUAAUUUUCGAGGCUCUCGACAAAGGGGACUGCUGGGUCAGACUGUUUUUUUCUGACUUCAGUAAAGGCUUUGAUUUAGUGGACCAUAACGUUCUAAUAGCAGAAAUGAGUCACCUAGGUGUCCAUGAAUGUAUCAUUCGAUGGGUGUCGUCAUUUGUAUCCAACAGGAGUCAGUAUGUUAAGAUAAGGGAUUCACGCUCCCAUGUAAUAUCACCUAAGGGAGGAAUCCCACAGGGCACCAGGCUAGCUCCGUUACUAUUUGCAAUAUUGGUGAAUAGGUUAGCGCGCGACUGGCAGUAUCGCAUCAAGUAUGUAGAUGACGCUACAGUUUUUGAAAUUGUUCCAAGAAAUUCUCCUAGCUACCUUCCGUUUGUUGCGAAUGACAUAAAUAGCUAUGCCCUUGCACGCAAUAUGCGCCUUAAUGCCAAGAAAUGCAAAGAAAUGGCCAUGUGCUUCCUUACUUAUAAUUCUACUGAGCUUGCUCCUAUGCUCAUAAAUGGUUGUGUUAUUGAGCGCGUGGAUUGCUAUAAGUUGCUUGGUGUCCACAUCACCAGUGACUUCUCGUGGAAUACUCACUGUGAUGCUAUCGUGAAGAAGGCCACCAAGCGUUUGUAUGCAAUCGGACGAGAACCCAAACAAAUAACAGCCAUCAAGUACGACGACGGAAGCACGAAAACCGUUGAGGACAUCCUAACCUUCAUCGAAGGUAAGAUACUACCCGUGUCUAUUUACGAAAUGAUCGAGUAUAGAGACCUUAACGGCGUAAUUGACGAAAGCAAGUCAUACCAGUCCAGAAACGACCUCCACCGCAACUGCGAAUCCAGCGAGGAGGAACACGGCAAAUCCAACUCCGUAGAAUACGAGUCCAAGUCUGACGAACACGAGUCUGACUACGACUCGGAGAGCGAAGAGGACGGCAUGAUCCGAUCCAGUGACAUCAAACUAGCAAUCGACUGA
This is a messenger RNA of Nematostella vectensis (starlet sea anemone), 2598 nucleotides long. RefSeq lists its product as uncharacterized. The transcript is spliced from 3 exons. NCBI's taxonomy places the organism in Eukaryota, Metazoa, Cnidaria, Anthozoa, Actiniaria, Edwardsiidae. The record is from RefSeq and is a predicted model, not a curated record. The coding region runs from base 1 to 2598 and encodes 865 amino acids.